Messenger RNA from Colletotrichum chrysophilum, 1083 nucleotides. RefSeq lists its product as uncharacterized. The transcript has a single exon. Lineage: Eukaryota; Fungi; Ascomycota; Sordariomycetes; Glomerellales; Glomerellaceae. The coding region runs from base 1 to 1083 and encodes 360 amino acids. The record is from RefSeq and is a predicted model, not a curated record.
AUGUCUACGCAAUCAUUCCCUCAAUUCCCCAAGCUCCCCCAGGAGCUUCGAGACCAAAUCUGGAGCGACGCCGUCCGCCCCAUCAGCCCAGAUCACGCCGGCGUCCACUUCUUCACCGUCUUCAACCCUGUACAUUCCGACGAAAAGUUCAGAGACCAUCUUGUCGUUCAGCAGGCGGAUUACUAUUCGAAUCGCAGCAAUUUCCCCCUUAUACUUAGCGCACCGACAUCGAAAAACGACACAUCGCUGCCGUCGUGGAAUGUUGGUAACCCAUCCACAUACGCUGCCGACUUUGGUCUCUGGACCGCCUGUAGAGACUCCUACAAGGCCAUCUACAAGGGAUACGACCGGCUCAGACAGGACUCAAUUCAGAAAAUCAACCGCCCUAGAGCCUUUUCUACCUGGCACUCGCACGGAGAAGACCGCAAGGACUUCCCUGUGACGUUCUCUGCGGCAAAUGGUGACGGCAGCCCUGUACACCUGACGGUUCUCCCGCUGCGCGACCUCUUUGUGCUCCGACGUUUCGAGGAUUUCGAGGACGUAGGCAUUCUUUCCUCUACUUUGCAGAACGCGCCCUUCGACUCCCCGAAAUUUGGAUACAAUGGGGUCACUCACGUUGCGGUCGAGUUCGAUCCACAAUGGAGUGUGGAAGGGGUUAAACAGUGCAGGAACAACGCCAAAAUUACGAACACGGAGUAUCGAGCGUAUCGGGAAAUCUCACAGGCCAUCUGGUGCCUAGGAAGGUCGUUCUUGUACCUGUGGGUGGUGGACUACAGGUUACGCUUGAAGGCUUGUGUGUCUGACCCGGAGAAACGAGCCAUACUUUGGAACUCGGAUUCCGAAGAGCAGUUCGUCUUCGAGGGCCAAGGGUGCAAGUACUACGCUGUGCCGAGAGAAAAUCCCCAGGACUACUGUGAAUAUCGCGACGGCCUUGAACCGUCAAAUCCCGUGUGGACAGUCAAUGGCGCAUUGGACGGAUCAGAUGCUGUGUUCGGCGAUUAUUUUCAUAUUUCAUACCUAUACGGCGAAAGCUCUCUGCCGUCCUACGAGAAGAUCGGGAUUUUGGUUUGCGAAUAUGACUGA